AUGCCCCCGUCCGAUGACAUCAUCGAGCUAAACGUAGGCGGCGUCCCCUUCCACACAUCUACCUCCACCCUGUGCAAUUCCCGUUCCCAGGGCUCCAUGCUAUGUGCUCUGGCGUGUACAGACCUUCCGUCCUUCAGGGAUAGACACGGUCGCAUUUUCAUUGACCGCGACGGUGCCCGCUUCAGAGUCGUCCUCAACUUUCUUCGCAACGGCACCGUCCAUGUCGUCAACGGCCUCGUUCCCUGCCCAGAGACUGGCGGAAGUGUCGCCCUUACCGCGCUGCUAGAGGAGGCCAUGUUCUUCGCUCUGGCUGGCCUCGAACGCGCCGUUAGGGAGCACCUUGACCGUAUCGAGUUGGAGGAGAGCCUCGAGAUGAUGGACGCUGACUCCACGAAGCAAUCCCAGGAGUCGGUGUCGGUGUCGGUCUCUAAGAGUGACGUCGGAAGCCCGACUUCCGGGCGCCAAGCAGAGAAAAACGGCGUCUUUGGCAAGAGCGCCCCUCUCGAAACGGUUGGCGAUUACCAAUUCACGUUGGACGCCGAAUUUUAAGAUAUUACCCUCCCCAACGCCAGAACAUUUAGUAGAACAAUCGCAGAUGUAGAUAGGUUGGAAUGUCGUCGGGCGUAGCGGUGGGCCCCCCAAGAGGCGAGUGCCAUGACGCUUGGACUCGGAGCACGGUUCCUCACCGCGCUGGAAACGAUUUCUUCCGACACCGUCGAGAUCAAGAGUGGCCGCCGCUUCUACAACCUAUCAGUGUUUCCCGACAACGCCCUACUUGUAUUAAAGUAAGCGUCCGAGGAAUGGGAAACAGCUCGGUUUCGCGCUAAUGAGAGUCCCUGAGCUUUUGCGAUUAUCAAUUGAUUGCCUUCGAAUUCAUUCCGGUCACGGAUGCCUUUUGUCACGGUGUUA
Messenger RNA from Chondrus crispus (carragheen), 909 nucleotides. RefSeq lists its product as hypothetical. The transcript is spliced from 2 exons. The coding region runs from base 1 to 549 and encodes 182 amino acids. Lineage: Eukaryota; Rhodophyta; Florideophyceae; Gigartinales; Gigartinaceae. Gene Ontology annotation, molecular function: protein binding. Gene Ontology annotation, biological process: protein homooligomerization. The record is from RefSeq and is a predicted model, not a curated record.